Molecule: messenger RNA, 10189 nt
Organism: Taeniopygia guttata (zebra finch)
Lineage: Eukaryota; Metazoa; Chordata; Aves; Passeriformes; Estrildidae
Product: hydrocephalus-inducing protein homolog
Biological process (GO): cilium movement; axonemal central apparatus assembly
Cellular component (GO): axoneme
Source: RefSeq, a predicted model, not a curated record
GGCGCUGCGGCCUCAGUGCCCGCGGAGCGCGUUCCUGCGCUGGCUGUGCGCAGCCUGGCUCCUGUAGGCGGCUACGCUCGGCGAUUCGCCGAGUUCAUAGUCCUGAACUCGCAGACCGCUGGUGUCUGCGAGGGUGUCCUGAAUUUCGUUUGAAGGCAUUGUCGCUCAUCUGUGACAUUCUCCCUUCAAAAUGACUUCUGGAUUCCCGAAAAAGACACCAACACCUCAUCUUUUGUCCCGGGAGAUGCUGAAGUCUUUAACUCUGCUUCCCUCUAAGUUCCUGGGGGAGAAGUUUGUCAGCACGAAGACCAGCACUGGGGGGAGUAUUCUGCCCAAAAUUGGCCCAUCUCGAGACAUGCGUGGGCUUCAUCAAAAGCUGACAUCAGCUCCCCGGAAAGAGAGCUUGAUUCAGGUUUCCCCACCAGAGAUGGUAUUGCAGCACUUCGUUACCCAUGAGGCCUCUGAAAUGGUGGUGUCUCUCACUAAUAAGGGCAAGUUUCCUCAGCUGGUGAAGAUGUACAUGGAGAGCUCACCUCAUUUCCAGCUCAUGGGCCCCAACAAUGUGUACCGUGUUGUGACGCCGGGUGUGCCCACCCAUGUGCGCAUCCGCUUCACCCCUGAUGAGAACAAGGAUUAUUUCCACCAGCUUGUCUGCACCACUGCAAGGGAAAGGAUAGUUGUGCCAAUUCAGGCCAUUGGUGCCCGAGCUAUCCUGGACUUCCCUGACCAGCUGGACUUCCCAGCGUGUCCGGUCAAGUACAGCAGCCAGAAGACUCUGCUGGUUCGCAAUGUCAGCAACCAGGCAGCUCGUUACCAGCUGAGCACCCAGAGUCCUUUCUCUGUGGUUCCAACCACGGGAAUUCUGGGCGCUGGUGACAGCAUGCAGGUGACAGUGCGAUUUCACCCGCUGAAGACUGGUGCCCAUUCCGGGUCCCUGGUAGUGUGCUGCAACACAGGUGAAGAAAGUAUCCACACAAACCUCCAUGGACAAGCUGUGGAUCUCAACAUUGCGUUGAGCACAAAUUCCGUGGAUGUUGACAAGACUUUCAUCGGCAUGUCAAACCACACAACUGUGUUAAUUGAAAACAGGAGUAACAUCACAGCCCACUUCCAGUGGAAGGCUUUUCCUACUGAGGAAUAUGAGAAUGAAGAGAAGAGAAGGCAGUACUUGCUGAGGCGCCGAAAAGCAGUGUGCCUGGAAACCUUCAUGGAGAAGAGAAAAAUGGAGAAAGGUUCUUGUAAAGAUCACACUUCCCUCCUGAGGAACGUGGUCCAAGAGGAGAUGGCAAAGAUGCAAGAAGACCCCCUGCUGUUCUCCAGUGACAUCUUUUGCAUUGAGCCAAUGGAGGGAGAAAUUGGGCCAUAUAGUUUGGCAGAAAUCAAGGUGACCUUCAAACCCCUGGAAGCACAGGAAUAUCAAAGGAUGGCUUACUGCAACAUCUCAGGCCGUGAGAGCAGGCUGCCCCUGCACAUCAGAGGGGAAGGUCAAGGACCCUUGGUUGAAUUCAGCUCUCCUUCACUGAACCUUGGGAACAUUCCUAUCAACACCCCCCACAUCUGUCAGGUGAAGCUGAUUAACCAAGGAGCUAUUAAUGCUCCCUUCACCUAUAGCCCUUCAACUGCAAACGUGGGCUUCUUCUUCAAGUUUGCACCUAAGGAGGGCAUCAUUACACCAGGUGGAAUCCAGACUAUUCAGAUCUCCUUCAGUCCCACUGUGCUGGGGACGUUUGAGGAAGAAUUACAGUUCAGUGUGGCUGGAUCUCCUGUGCCUGCAAUCCUGACCAUCAAGGGCAAUGUCACUCAACCGACUUUGCGCUUCGACCUCAAUGAGCUCAGCUUCGGGGACAUCUCCUUUGGCUUUCCCUACACCCAGAGCUGUCGCCUGACUAACACCUCCCCGGUGCCCGUGACGUUCAAGCUCCGCAUGUCGGACGAUGGCACGCAGCCUGCUGUGAAUGUCUUUGAUCAGAUACGCAGCGACAGUGACCCGUCCUGGAGGGAGGGAAUUCGUUUUUUUGUGGAGCCAAGGGAGUUUACAAUGAAUCCCAGCCAAGGGACCAUCCUCCCCCAGGGACACCAGGAUAUCGAGGUGACCCUGUGUUCCAACACGAUGAUGAAUUACCACCGGAAAAUGCUGGUGGACCUGGAGGGUGUUGGCAAGGGAGUGUCAUCACUGGUCAUCACAGCCAGGUGUUGCAUUCCUGAGCUGUAUGUGUACCCCCAAAUCCUGCUGUAUGAUGAGUGUCAGCUGAAGGUGCCAUACCAGAGGAAGUUCCUCAUUGCAAAUAACACCGACCUUCCUGGCUGCUACGGGCUUAUUCCCCAGGAACGCAAGGAGGACUCUCCUGUGUUCUACUCCAGCCACAAACCCUGUGGGAUUGUCCAGCCUCACAGCAUUGCAGAGAUUCCAGUUACAAUUGAAGUCCAAACACUGGGCAAGCAUGACACCGACGUUCUUAUCGGCGUGUUUGGGGAUGAGAGAAACCCACUGCCAGCAGAAUUACGGAGCUCUGGACAGCUGGCAAAAAUCUACCCAAGUCCAAGGCUGAUAGAGUUUGGCAGGAUCCCAGCACUACAGCCUACUUCUCGAAGUUUUACCCUCUUCAACAAAAAUUUCAUCCCUAGAGACUUCAGGAUAGAGAUUCCUCGCAAACCCCAUUGUUACGCCGUUGAACCCAGAGAAGGAGUGAUCCCCGCUUGGGGUGAGGUGCCUGUGACUGUCACAGCAACCCUGGAUGACACUGGACUCUUUGCUAGCGUUAUCCAGCUGUUCAUUGGGGACAGCCUUUGGACUGCCUGUGGGCUGGUGGCUUUGGGCACUGGCACCACAAUUGUCAUAGACAAACCAUUUGCCCCAGAGCUCAACCUGGGAUACCAGUUCAGCCACGUUCCCUGUAUUCAUCGGUUCAAAGUGACAAACAGGGGCCACCAUUUCCAUCAGCUCUUCUGGAGCGUGGGAUGCUACAGCCCACCUGCGGAGGGGGGCCAGGGCAUCUCAGCCCUCAGUAGCCCCAAAGAUGAUUCCCAGAGCCCCAAACGUGCCGCCCCCAUGUUUGCGCUGGAGCCACCGUUGAUGAAACUGCAGCCAGGCGAGUCUGUGGACGUGGUGCUGCGAGGCUUCUCCUGCGUCGCACAGGAGGUGCAGGAUUAUGUGAUGUGUGAAGCUGUCAGAGGGAUAGCUGGCAGGAAAGAGAAGAUAAUAGAAACAGUCCUUAUCUGCAAAUAUAUUGAUCCCUCCAUAGAAAUAUCAGCCAGAGAAUUCUCUUUCCAUGUGGAGAAGAAACCCAGUGAUGUCCUGACUCGGCAGUACCAACCUUUGGCUUUAAAAAACACCUGCCUGCUGCCACUGGACCUUAUGCUGGAUGUGGAGCAGCCAUUCUUGGUCUGUGAUGAGGACCAGCUGCCCCUCCCAGAUGACCAGCCCGUGACAGUGGAUGUAGGGGAGACCUGUCAUCUCUACAUCGCAUUUGACCCAGCUUAUGAACUGGAUUUUAAGAGCUGGAAAAAAGAGAAGGUUCUGAAGAUAGGCAUGGUCAGGGGCUAUCCUUUUGUGGAGCAUAUCACCCUUCGGGGAGAAGUCCACUUCCCAAAUCUCCAAAUCCAGCCCAGCACCCUGGAGUUUGGCUGCAUCAUGGCUGGCACUGAAGAAGUGCGUUCUCUGGAGAUCACCAACUGCAGCCCACUUCCUGUCAAGUACCACUGGUCAUUCCAUUCAGACAACCAGGUGAACAAGUUGAGAUCUGAGCUUUACCUACCUAAAUUCAAACCUCAGCCACCAAAGGAGAAGAGAACCCAUAUGGAUUCCUUGGCAUCUCAAAUGAGACGCUUCAAGAUUAGAAAUGUGGAGGAGGCAGACAUAGCCCUGAAAGAAUCGCGGGAUCUUGCCCAGUCUGUAGGAGCAGAGGUGCCACCACAAACUCGUGCAGGGUAUUACACCCCACUAGGGUUGACGGGAUUCAGGUGCUCCAGGGACGUACCGCACACUCCCCUUGAAGCGGAGGAGGCUUUCAGUAUUGUGCCAGUUUCAGGUGUGCUGCAGCCAGGAGGGAGCCAGCAGGUCUCCUUCACCUUCUUUGGCCACCUCAACGCCAUCUCCAAUGUCACGGCGUUGUGCCACGUGGAAGGAGGCCCCACCUACGAGGUGAUGGUGACUGGGGAGGCCUCACGUGUCAGCUACUCCCUGAGCCUCCGGGAGAUCAACUGUGGCUCUCAGAUAUUUAAUGAAAUUGGUCACAGCACGGUCACCCUGGUGAACACUGGCAAGAUUGAGUUCAUCUGGAUGCUAAAACCCAGCACUGCAGCCCAGCAUCUGCCUGGUGUGUUUCUGGUCAAUCCCACCACUGGCUUCCUUGCACCUGGUGAGAAGCAAGUGCUGAAAUUCUCCUAUGUGCCAGGAUUACCAGGAGCCUUCAGCAGGACUUACCAGCUUAAAGUGGGUGACCUGGACCCGGAAAAUAUCCUCCUGAAAGGAGAAGCCUCCUGUCCCAUGAUCAGCAUGAACCUGCCCUGGAACAUCAUAGGAAAUAUAAAACCUGAGAAGCCACUGAAACAGCUUGUAAAACCCCUGCAUCAAUACAGUCAGAGGAGUAAAUCAGCUGUUCGGAGGAAGUCUCAGACCCUGACAACUCAGACCUUGAAGACUCUGAAUCCAAAGACUCGGGACCGGAAGCCCCGUUUGCUUGGCUCUGGCACUGUACCAAGCUCUCAGCUACAGACAGACACGAUUAGGACGCUGAUAGAGAAGGCUGAUCUGGAGCUGCAGCAAAAGCUCACGUGCUAUCCCCCGAACAGCAGGUUCCCUGACAAGGAGCUGUGCCAGAGUCUUGUCAAAGUUGAGCUGCCUGAGUAUGUCCUGGACAUGGGCCCUGUCCAUAAGGGUUACACUGAGAGAAGCACUCUGGAGAUCACCAACCCAGGGCAGAUCCCAGUGUCCUUCCAGGUCGAUGUAUCUGUCCUGCUGGACACAGGUUUCAGUGUGAACCUGGACCAGGUGCGGGGCCUGCCCCCCAGCCACACCGUGGUGCUCGAAGUGCGUUUUGAAAGUGCCCACCAGCCCCAGGGUGACGUGGAUGUGCUGCUGCCCAUAGAGGUGACAAAAGGCCCCACAUAUAACAUCCGCCUCCAUGCCACCGUGUCUGAACUGUCACUCGAGCUCUCCAACAACAGACUGCACUUCUCUGACACCCUCAUUGGGCAGUGCAAAGCUGAGACCAUCCAGCUCCGCAACUGGUUCCGGCUACCCUGCAAAUGGUUCAUUACUGCCACCAAGCCUGUUCCGAAGAUACCAGCCGUACAUCAGAAGCAGCAGGUGCUGGAGGAUGAGCCCUGCCCCUUUGAAGUGAAGCCCUCCAAAGGAACCCUUGGUGCAGGAAGGUCUCGGAAAUUGCAGAUCCGGUUUACACCCAAGGAGGAGAGGUCUUACAGGAAUGAGCUGGAGUUUAACAUUUGUGGGAGCAGCAAUCACUUAAAGCUGCACCUCUCAGGACAAGGUCUAGAGCCACGGUUGGAGUUCAACCCCCCAGCACUAAAGAUGGGAUGGGUGCUGGUGGACAGCGAUGGGGUGGAGGCCACAGCAGUGGUGAGGAACCCAUGCGACUUCCCCAUUGAGUUUCACUCCCUGGAUUUUGAUGAGCAGUACCUUGAGGAGGAGAAGAUCCGGAGGAUGGCAGUGGGGUCUAAGUACCAAAAGAGCUUUUUAAUGCCUCCAUGUACCGUGGGUAAGACUCUGCCCCCAGAGGUGCUAGAAGACCAUGAAACAGAGAAGAGGACAAAGGCCCAACAGGCAGAGCUCAAGGCCAUGACAGAGACCAAGGCCAGGACUGAGGCUGAGGCCAAGGGCAAGGCAGCACCAGCACAUCACAGGACUCUCACGUUCUGUCCUGAGUCCACGGUGAAAGGGACUGGCAGUCCUGUCUCUCGGGCUGUCAUGCACCACCUGGGCAUUGACGCGUCUUCAGAGAGGCGUGAAGUGCAGCAGCCCAGAGGGAUUGUUGUCAUCAUCCAUGGGCCACCGCGGGCAGGAAAGACAGAGAUAGCAGCAGGCCUGUGUCAGUACUAUGAUGCUGCUUACGUGUCCAUUGACACCGUGGUGAAAGAGGCCAUGGCCAACGAUGGGAGCCCAGCAGGGCUCAGUGCCCGGGAGCUCUGCACCGACGCUGCCAUGGAGCCAAAAGGCAAAGAUAAAGGUAAAAAGCCUCACCUCACUGCUCAGACUAAGAAUAAACAAGCCCCUGGGGAAAAAAUCAACAAGAAGGUUUCCAGAGGCAAGAACCCUCCAGCACAAAAGAAGGUGGAGCCAGCCAGCAAACCAAACAUAAAGGACACCAAGUUCACAGUUUCCACUGCUCCUGCGCCGCAGCAGCUGAACAUCAUCAGCAGUUCUGGGGAAGAGCUGAACUGCUUGAGCUGUGUGCUGCCCGAGGACCUGCUGGUGGACAUCCUCAGUGAGAGGCUGAAGUGUAAAGACUGCUACAAGGGAGUGGUCUUUGAUGGCUUGGAGACCCUCUUUGCAAGCAGCCUGGAAUCUUCUUUGCUCUGUGUACUCAGAGCUGUCAAGAAUUGUCAUCAUAUCUACAUAGUGAACCUGAAUCAGGAUUAUGCUUCUUGGAAAGCCAAGGAGGAAGCUAAAAGAAAGAGGAAGAAAGCUGGAAGAGAGAAGGAAGAACUGCGGCAGAAAAAAGCUAUUAAGGGGAACAGAGAACAUGUCUUGCAAAUGGAUGAGGACGAGUAUGACACCCUCACUGAGGAGAAGAAAGCAGAAGUGGAUAAAAUAAUACUGGAAAUGAAGACUAUACAGACGGAGGGGGAGGUGAAGGAGCUGGCUCAAAAGCUUGAGGAGGAGGCAAAAGACUUAGGGGAGGAAGAGAGGCAGAAGGAGGAAGAGAAGCAGAAGGAAAAUAAGGGUGUCUCCGUGGGGAAGCAGCCUGAAAAACCACAGAAGGAAGCCAAACCUCCAGAGAAGAAGGAAACCAAAGCCCCAGAGAAGAAGGAAACAAAAAUCCCAGAGAAGAAGGAAACAAAAAUCCUAGAGAAAAAGGAAACCAAAAUCCCAGAGAGGAAAGAGACCAAAAUCCCAGAGAGGAAGGAGACCAAAAUCCCAGAGAGGAAGGAGACCAAAAUCCCAGAGAGGAAGGAGACCAAAAUCCCAGAGAGGAAGGAAAGCAAAAUCCCAGAGAGGAAGGAAACCACAGCCCCAGAAAAGAAGGAAACAAAAAUCCCAGAGAAAAAGGAAACCAAAUCCCCAGAGAAGGGAGCCCCCAAAGCCCCAGAAAAGGGGGACUCCAAAGCUCCACAGAAGAGGGGAACCAAAGUCCCACAGAAGAGGGAAACAAAAGCCCUGAAGAAGGAAACCAAAGCCCCAAAGAAGGGGGAAGCUAAAAUCCCAGAGGACCCAGCUGAGGUGGAGAAGAACUUGAUCCUGAGGUUUCAGAUCUACGAGUCAUCACAGCAGAACAUCACAGAGGUUUUCUCCUCCUGGGACAGAGUCCAGGGUACUAUGCAGUUACCUGUGAUCCAAAAGGGAAAUAAGUCCCAGCCUUCAGGUGAAAACAAAGGUCUCAAGAAGACCAGUAAGCCUCAGGAGAAGGUGAAGAAGCCUGAACGUGAAUGUGUAGGCCAAAGGAGUCUUCAGUCAUCUCAGCUGGGGAUGCAAAGUGAAGCUGCAGAAGGGGCAGUCAGAGACAAGCAUGUUGGGGUGCCGUGCCUGGACAUCCAGGUCUCAGAUCCCAAGGCCAUGAUCAGGGAGAUCCUGAGGGAUGGGAAGCUGCCAACGGAAGACCAGAUGCUGAAAUAUCUGGGACUGCAUCCCGACGGCCCUCCCCUUGCCCCUGCUGCUGUGCUCUCCAUAGUCGAGUACCCAGAGGAGCGGCUGGGCCCUGCAGAGCGUGUGGAGCCCUUCACCAUUGUGGCACCACAAGGUGCUGCUAUGGAAGACAAUCUGGCCAAGGCCCCAAAUGUGAAGGGCAGUUCUGCUGAGGGCCAACCAAAGACAGGUAAAGCAGCUGGCAGAGACAGCUCUCUAAAGGAGAAGCAGAGAACAGAAGGUCCCCAGGAUUCCUCUGCAACAAGAUCCAAAAGUAUCCUGGAAAGUGCCUCAAACCCCACAGAAUUCCUCAGGCUGAAACGGUACCGGUGGGUAGUGCCUGCCCAUGGUGAGGUGAAACUGAAGGUCCACUUCUCCACCAAAAGGCCAGGGAAGUUUGAGCAGACACUGAGGUUUGAGCUCGUGCAGACAAAGCGCCUGUACGAGCUGCCCUGCUGUGGCACCGGCCUGUACCCCAGCAUCAGCCAGGACCCACGGCUGGUGUUUCCACAGUGGAGGGAGACCAUGGAGGCAGAUGACAUCAUCUUCAAGGAAUAUGUUGAGAGCACAAAGCAAUUCCAUUUUGGACCACUGCUGUGUGGGAAAUCAAGAGACUGGUACAAGUGCCAGAACUGUCCCAGAAACUCGGAGAAUAUAACCAUCCUCAACAACUCCCCCAUGGACGUAGAAAUCCAGUUCUCCUUUGAGAAUGCUGGGGAAGCAGCGACGUUCCUCUUGGACCCUCCCAGGAUGGCACUGAAACCAAAGAAGAAGCAGAAGCUGACCAUUUGGGCAUACCCCACUUCCCCUGGCUUCCUGCAAGACAAACUCAUCUGCAGCGUUGGGAAGAACCCGGAGCCAGUGGUCUUCAGCCUGUGCUGCCUUGGGGUGCACAUGAAGCUGGAGCUCAGCCCCCUGGAGCUGUCUUUUGACAAGCUGCUUCUGCACAGGACUGACAGCAGGACCUUGGUCCUGAAAAACAACGCCCUGCUGCCCAUGGCCUGGCAGCUCAGUGGGCUGGAUGACCUUGCUGAGGACUUCUCCUUGUCACAAGAUAACGGCGCCAUUGAUCCCCGCUCAGAGUUGGAAGUGACAGUGCAUUUCAAGGCCAGGCAGGCUGGCAGCAUUGAGAAGAGCCUCCGAUUAGAGGUUUCAGAUACAGAAAACAUCCUGGGGGUUGUUCAGACUGAAAACAUCAAAAUCUCUGCAGAAGUCUAUGACAUUCCUCUGAGCAUCGACAUGCCUGAAGGUCCAGAUGGAAGCUUGGAAUUUGGAACCAUUAAUGUCCUGGAUAAUGUGAAGAAAGUCCUGAGUCUGAAGAGCAAAGGGGUAUACAACAUUGAGUACAGUUUCAUGCUGAAGGGUGCAGGUCCCAGGAUGCAAGACUUGGCAUCCCACUUCACUGUUGAGCCUCAGUCAGGCAUGCUGACUGCCUGGCAGUCUGGUGUGAAUAUUGAGAUGCUCUUCCACCCCACAAGUGAAAUUGUCCUCAAGAACAAGCCCAUCCUGUACUGCCAGGUGACAGAUGGCAGCUCAAGGGAAGGAGGCCAGGCUGUCGCCAACAUCCCAGUGAAGGUGUCAGCAAGAGCCGAGUACAGCAAGUACAGCAUUGAGCCUGCCUCACCCACCGACUUCGGUACCAUGAUCAAGGGCACCAGGAAGACCCGGACUCUUGUGAUGAAGAACAAAGGCAUGGUCAACUUCAAAUUCCACAUCCGCCAAGCAGCCGAGGGUGCAGCUGCAUUGGAAAGCAAAAGUUCAAAGCAAGGGGAAUCUGCUCCAUCAGCUACAGAGCUCUCAACAGGAAGGAAAUCAAGCUCCUCAACACAGGGUCACCUCAAUCUUGGCAUGUUCAGGGUGUCCCCCUGCUCCGGCUCCAUCCGUCCGUGGGGACAGCAGCUGAUCACAGUGGAAUGCCUCGCCAGGCAGGAGGGGACAUAUGAGGAGCAGCUCUACUUUGACAUCACGGGCAGAGACCCCAAGGACAAUCCCCUUGGCAUUCCGUUUACCCUGAUGGCCGAGUCCUACCUCCCAGGUACCUUCUGCCCACAGUCACACCUGCUGCUGAUCAGCACCUAAACUUGCUGCUUGGAUAGAGAGACACGCUAGCCCUGGUGUCCCACCUUAAAAUCCUCAGAGGUUCCAGCCCUCUUCAAGUCCACCAGUGGACUCAUCCCUUCCAGGCUGAGAGGGAUGCAUGGAAGGAUAAAAGGAAAGCAAUGCUCUCUAAGACUGAGGUUGACUGAGCUCCAUCCUCACAGCCAGCUCCCCCACCCAAGGCUGGGUUUAGCAGUCACCCAGGCAGAAAGGGCUUAGCAAGGCUUCUGAGAGGCCAGCAGGGUCCAGAUAAACUCAUCAGGGAGGCUUCUCCAUGCUCACCCCUCUGGU